Messenger RNA from Cavia porcellus (domestic guinea pig), 4012 nucleotides. RefSeq names its product complement C3d receptor 2 (gene Cr2). The transcript is spliced from 19 exons. Bases 174 to 3254 code for a protein of 1026 amino acids. The record is from RefSeq and is a predicted model, not a curated record. Lineage: Eukaryota; Metazoa; Chordata; Mammalia; Rodentia; Caviidae.
CCUUCCGCCCCAGCCACCUGCAGGUGCGCGCGGACCUCCACGUGGUGCCACACAGUACUUAAGGGCCGCCCCCAGCGCGUAGCUGUCUACCAGCCCAGCGCUGCCCUCCUUCCCGGAGACACCGGAGGCUGUGGUCUCGGAACGCACCCCGCUGCUGGGGCUGUCGCGGUGACAUGGGCACCCCGGGCCAGCUCUGGGUUUUCUUGACUCUCCUCGCGCCAGGGGCCUUCGAAAUCUUUUGUGGCCCUCCUCCUACUAUCAACAAUGGCCGGACAAGUGCCAGUUAUGGACGCAUAACUCUCAAUACUGUAAUAAGAUAUACAUGCUCAUCUGGCUUCCGCCUCAUUGGUGAAAGAGUUCUUCUUUGUAUAAGUAAAGACAAAGUGAACGGGAUCUGGGACAAACCUCCUCCAAUAUGUGAAUAUUUCAAUAAAAAUUCCUUCUGCUCUGAGCCAGUAGUACCAGGGGGGUACAGAAUUAAAGGAAGACCACCGUACAUACAUGGUGAUUAUGUGACAUUCACCUGUAACACCAACUUCACCAUGAAAGGAAAUAAAUCUGUUUGGUGCCAAGCAAAUAAAACCUGGGGGCCAACGCCACUGCCAAUCUGUGAGAGUGAUUUCCCUCUGGAGUGCCCACCACUUCCCCAGAUUUCCAAUGGAUCUCACUCAGGGAAAACUAGUGACCGCUUUGCCCCAGGAUCGUCUGUGACAUACAGCUGUCACACUGGUUACAUGCUUGUAGGACCAACAACGAUUACAUGUUUAUCUUCGGGCUACUGGAGCAGUAAGAUUCCUGUGUGCAAAGAGGCACUAUGUGACCCUAUAGGACAAUUUCCCAAUGGGCAGGUCACUGAACCCGCAAGUCUUCGUGCUGGCGUAACUGUGCAGUUUUCCUGUAAUGAAGGGUACAGAUUACAAGGCUCCUCCUCUAGUAAGUGUGUGAUUAUUGCUGGGAAAGCUACAUGGACCAAGAAGCCAGUGUGCGAAGAAAUUCUUUGCCCACCACCUUCUCCUAUUCUCAAUGGAAGACUCAGCUCUUCAACAAAUGUUUCAUAUGGAAGCACUGUAACUUACACUUGUGAUCCAGACCCUGAGGAAGGAGUGACCUUCAUCCUUGUUGGGGAGAAAACUAUCCAUUGCACCAUGGACAGUCAGAAGAUAGGGACCUGGAGUGGCCCUUCCCCAUACUGCAAACUUUCUACUCCUGCGGUUCAAUGUCCUCAUCCCCAAAUCUUAAGAGGUCAAAUUUUUUCUGCACAGAAAGACCAAUAUUCCUAUAAUGACACUGUGGCAUUUACUUGUGAUUCUGGCUUCACCUUGAAGGGCAGCAGGAGAAUCAGAUGCAAUGCUCAGGGUGCAUGGGAGCCAUCAGUACCAGUCUGUGACAAGGAUUGUCAGACACCUCCUCAUAUCCUCAAUGGGCACAAGGACCGACACAUGGUCCGGUUUGUCCCUGGCACAUCUAUAAAAUAUAGCUGUAACACUGGCUAUGAGCUGGUGGGAGAAGAAUCCAUCCAUUGCACCCCUGAAGGGAAGUGGACACCUGCUCCCCCGCAGUGCAAAGCGGCACAGUGUAAACCAUUAGGACCUCAACUUUUUAAAAAACCUCAGGAUAGAUAUGUUAGACCAGCUGUUUAUUCUACUUGUGGUGAAGGGUAUCGAUUAGGUGACAAUGCUUAUCAGCUGUGUCAAGGAAAAAUUCCUUGGUAUAUGGAGAUCCGUCUUUGUGAAGAAAUCACCUGCCCGCCACCCCCUGUUAUCUAUGAUGGGACACACACGGGAAGUUCCUUAGAAAAUAUGUCAUAUGGAACUACGGUCAUUUACACGUGUAACCCUGGGCCAGAGAAAGGAGUGCAAUUGGACCUCAUUGGGGAGCAUGCUAUUCGUUGCACAAGUGAUGAUCAAGACAGGGGCACCUGGAGUGGUCCUGCUCCUCUCUGUAAACUCUCCCUCCCUGCUGUCCAGUGCUCAGCUCCCCACGUUGCCAAUGGAUACAAGAUAUCUGGCAAGGAAGCCCCAUUUUCCUACAAUGACAGUGUGACAUUUAAGUGUAAGAAUGGAUUUAUUUUGAAGGGCAGUGGUCGAAUUCGUUGCAAAGCUGAUAGCACCUGGGAUCCUGAAAUUCCAGUUUGUGAAAAAGAAGGAUGCGAGCCUGUGACAGAGCUCCCAGCUGGCUCCCGAGUGGAACUUGUGAAUACCUCCUGUAGAGAGGGGUACCAGUUGAGUGGAUAUACCUAUAAGAAGUGUCAAGACGCCAAGAAUGGAGUCUGGUUUCAAAAAAGUCCACACUGUGAAGCUAUUCACUGUGAGCCUCCACCACUGAUUGCCAAUGGGAGACCCACAGGCAUAAUGGCAAAACAGUUUCUGUAUGGGACUGAAGUCUCUUAUAAAUGCAACCCAGGAUUUUAUCUUUUGGGAGAGAAAAACUUACAGUGCAGAAGUAAUUCUGAAGGACAUGGAGCUUGGAGUGGGCCUCCCCCACAGUGCUUACAAUCGCCUCCUGUAACUCACUGCCUUAGUCCAGGCAUCAAACAUGGAUAUCUACUCAACAAAACUCAGUCGUCAUAUUCUCACAAUGACAUAGUGUAUGUUGCUUGCAAUCCUGGCUUCAUCAUGAAAGGCAAUGCUUUGAUAAGGUGCCAUACGGAUAACACAUGGGUGCCAAGUAUACCAUCCUGUAUCCGAAAGGCUUUCAUAGAGUGUCCGCCUCCACAAGCAGUCCUCAAUGGGAACCAUACUGGUGCAGAUGGAACUCAGUUUUUUCCUGGAAUGUCUGUGCUGUACACCUGUGACCCAGGCUACGUGCUGGUGGGGGAACCCCUCCUGCUGUGCACCCAUGAAGGGACCUGGAGCCCAGCUGCCCCUUACUGUAAAGAGGUAAACUGUAGCUUCCCUGAGAACACAAAUGGGAUCCAGAAGGGACUGGAGCCUGAGAAGAUGUACCAGUACGGGUCCAUCGUGACCAUGAAGUGUGAAGAUGGAUACACCCUGGAGGGCAGUCCCCAGAGCCAGUGCCAGGAUGACCAGCAGUGGAACCCUCCUCUGGCCGUCUGCAGAUCCCGUUCACCUGCUCCUGUUGUUUAUGGUAGUAUUGCAGCCCCGGUACUUGUUCUCCUGUUGAGUAUCGCUGCCUUAUGCAUGAUAUCAAAACUCAGAGUACGCAGUUACCGUACAAAUGCAAAGCCUAAAGAAGAUCUUAAUUUAGAAACACAAGAAGGAUACUCCAUUGAUCCGUACAGCUCAGCAAGCUAAUCUGAAGAUAGACUGAAAUGAUUCAUUUCAAUGGGUCACCUGCCUUGGAAACCAGUGAAACAUUGCCUGGAAAGAAGCCACUUUAAAAUCAGCAAGUCUCUUUGUGUAGUCUCAAGAUCAAUGUGAUAAUUUUUUACAAGCUAUGAUUUCCUACAUGCUCUUAUUCUCAUGAAGAACAAAGAAGGUUUGCCUAAUGGUAAAGACUGGAUUCCAGUUUCACAGCUGUGCUGGGCAAGGACUUUGAAGCUUUGCUGGUUGCUGGCCUGAAGUCAGGCUGUGGUUACAAACAAAUACAUGGCUAGAAAGGUGUCACCUUCUUUAGGAAGGCACUAAAAGUGUUGUCCUGGUAACCAGAGCCAUCUUCAUUUUUAAACAACAUUCUUACAAUUACUAUAUGUUUUGGGUUGCAAUGUAGCUAUAACUAUUUAAACCAAGUUUGAAAUACUUCCUCUGUUUGUGUUAGGCACCUUUAUCGGGAAGACUAGAUUUCCAUCUUUCAUGUGGUUAAGUAUUUCACUUUGAUCCUCAUUGGCCAGGGAUAUUUCCUCACAAUGCUGUAUGUUCUUUGUCUUUCCAUAACCAGUAAUUCUAAUUUGUACAAAGUUUUGGUGUUUUCAUGUUGCAAGAAUCAGGAUUUAACUUUAAAGACCUGAUGUAAAAGUCAAACUUUGGAUAUUUCCUUAGAAGUCUUCUCAUGAGCUUACAUUAGUAAUGUGUAUGUAUAUCAUCAUCAAAUAAACAGUAUUGUAAAAACACAA